AUGUCUACCUCUACUUCCACAUCAACUGCUCCUAUUAAUAACAUCAAAAUUCUUGCAUAUAAUAUUCUAAAAACCUUCAAGGAUGGCAUUAUUAAGGGUAAAAAAAUUACAGAACUAAGGCCAUGCUCCAAAUAUGAUAAUGAUAUUUUAAUAUCUCCUCUCAAAGCAUUCACAUACCUAGCAUGCAGACACCUUUUUCAUAGACUCUGUAUCGAAAAAAAGCUUUUACUUACUGUUCCAAACACAUGUCUAUUCUCGGGUUGUGGAGAGAAUGUGGAAAUAUUAAAUCAAGCCAAUCCUCUUGGUACUGUUUCCAAUUUGCUGUUUACUAAUCCCAAGGAGGCCUCCCAAUCAACUGAAAUUUCACCUUUGAUAGGCGAAACAUUCGUCCUAUCUUCACCACCUAUACGGAUGGAAGGGAUGGAAGAGAUCGAGAAUACAGCAACCCAACAAGUCAAAAGUAAUUUGAGGUGUGCCAAAUGUUCUGAAGAUCUUUCUUCAUGUCUCCUAUCUAUAGGCUUUCUUCGGUUCUCUCCCCAACUUCAAGGCCCCUUGAAACCACUCAUAUACUUAACCUGCAAACAUAUCAUCCAUUACAAUUGUAUCGAUAAUCCACAAAAACUAUGUCCUAUAUGUCCAUCAACUAAUAUGGAACCAGAAGAGGAAGAAGAAAUGAGUGUUGAUGGCGAAGAACAACCUGAUACCAGCAGUAAAAAAUGUUCUAAUGAAACUUAUCAAGGAAUUGCCACUUUAAUUCCACAGCAAAGCUCUUCUGGUAGUAUUAUUUUUCUACAGACAUUCCCUGAUAUAGAUAUUAGCUCGGUUAAUUUUCGUGAACUAGAUAAUAAGAUCAUCAAUGCCGAAGAUGGUAAUAAAAAAACUAUUCUAGAAGAUACGUCCAAUUCUCUAGUUAAUGAUAAAAUUCAGGAGCACUUUCCAGACCAGGACAAAGUUUCAGAGGCUAAUCUUAGAAAAAGGAAAGAAAGUGCAAUAAAAAUCUUUAAACUCUUUGAUGGGGUUGGAGGAGAAGGAAAGAUAUAUUGUAUUAAGUCUUUUUCUGUGUCAACUAUUUCGAGACUGGGCGUGAAUGAUAUUGAUUAUAUAAAAGCUAAGUGA
Molecule: messenger RNA, 1116 nt
Organism: Dentiscutata erythropus
Lineage: Eukaryota; Fungi; Glomeromycota; Glomeromycetes; Diversisporales; Gigasporaceae
Source: the annotation of a GenBank genome assembly